AACUUUUCCCGUGUCAUGCCUAUGACUCGACUAACAGUGGGCUUUCCUGCGUCAAUACAUCCGUGAAUGCUACCAUUCACUCGUCAUGUCCUUCCUGCCGUCCUUGCGAUUAAACCGGUCCGUUGGCCUCGGUCUGCACGCCACAUUUCCCUGACUGGUGCAAUUGAAAAGGGGAUCCGGAGAGGUCACCAGAGCCGGAACAGACUAGAAAACCAGUAUGCAAAGCCUUCUGCAGGCCUUCAGCAAGAUCAGAGCCAUUCAUCAGACAUUUCGGACGCAGGCGAAGAGGAUGGAGAGAAGGGGAUAAUCAUUCCAGGCGAAGAAAGGCGAAGAGGCCAGAAAAGACGCAAGGGUCCCAGAACUGUCCAGCCAGGGCAGGAGUUGAAAAUCGCAAAAUCCGCCGCACGCUCUAACAGCGGAGUUCCAGCUUCAAUUCCCUACACGACAGCAGGAUCGGAAUUUCUCUACGGGACAUUUUCUGUCUUGUCUGCUCUCAAAGCUCGACGCCGGAAGCUCCACAAGCUGUAUCGACUUCUUCCUGCGGGCUAUGACAAGGAUACGAAGAGAGCCAAAGCGCUCCAGCCCAAAGAAUCUCCUGAGCAGAUCCAAGUCCACAAGCAGAUUCACAGCCUCGCUGAAAAGGCCGGGGUAGGCGUGACGGCGGUUUCAGGACCUCGCUGGCAAGCCGUUUUUGCCAAGGCAUCGGAUGGACGACCACAUAAUGGCUGGAUUCUUGAGGCCUCUCCGAUUCCGAAGCUACCUGUGACUAGUUUGUUGAGCAUGGCCGAAUCGGCUGAUCCUAUCGCCGUCACGGUGGGAUGGGCGUCUGAAGAGGAUCAAGAGAUCAACACCGUGUUCGGUGCAUCUGGAAGCAGAGCAACAAUCCCGUCUGUCCGGCCUCCGCAUCGGUAUCCUUUCAUGCUCUUGCUUGAUUGCAUCACCGACACCGGCAAUUUCGGUGCCAUUGUUAGGUCGGCUUGGUUUCUCGGGGUUGAUGCUAUCCUUAUCCUCGAACACGGCACUGCACCCAUAUCUGCCAACAGUGUCAAGGCGUCUGCCGGGGCCUUCGAAUACAUGCCCAUUCUUCACGUCAGGAAUGAACGAGAGUUCAUCAGGGAUUCGCGGAAAAAUGGAUGGAAGUUCUUCGCUGCCGAUGCACCAGAAAGUGAUGGCGGGAUGAUGCGGCGGAUUAUGCAACAAAAGGGCAAGAAAGCUUUGGAUGUUGGGGGCGCGUUAUCAAGACAUCCUUGUGUACUGAUUCUGGGUAAUGAAGAGACUGGCAUUCGAGAUUUCAUGCGGACGAUGAUGGAUGGCGUUGCAGGGAUCGCUAACGCAAGGCCUGAUGUUGGAGAGAUUGACAGCCUUAACGUCAGUGUGGCUGCAGCUUUGCUCACCCAAAAGUUCUUUGACAGAGCUCGUACUGAGCUUGAUGAAGGUGCUCAAGGUCGUGCGGACUGAUCCCGCCGUCAGCCAACUGCAUCUCCUAACAGAGGCACCCCAGGGGGAUAGGUUGAGGUGGCGCGUCUACCUAGAGUGAACCCGCUCGAUAACAAUAUCUCGGCCAUCCCUUCUUGUUGCGGGCUUGUCGAGCUCCUCGAAGUCCUGAAUAGUAGUGGCAAUCUCGCCAUUACCAUUGCCAUUUGCGCACGGCGUGCACAGAGACGUUUCAGCGCGGAUGUGACUUUCUGCUCCACCGCAGUGAUAUACUUUGGAGUACAUGAUCUCCAAUGGCAGUUUGUUGCCUAGAUGAAAAUGCUUCGACAGGCCCAAUUUCCAUU
Messenger RNA from Cladophialophora immunda, 1778 nucleotides. RefSeq lists its product as uncharacterized. The record is from RefSeq and is a predicted model, not a curated record. The coding region runs from base 67 to 1458 and encodes 463 amino acids. Gene Ontology annotation, cellular component: mitochondrion. The transcript has a single exon. Gene Ontology annotation, molecular function: RNA methyltransferase activity; RNA binding. Gene Ontology annotation, biological process: rRNA methylation. Lineage: Eukaryota; Fungi; Ascomycota; Eurotiomycetes; Chaetothyriales; Herpotrichiellaceae.